AAGCGUAGUUUCAGCAAAUCAUCAUGUUGACUGUCCAUCUGAGCUGUGCAACUCCGGGUUUGCUUCUGACUGGCCACUUUUAAUUCUGUUGCUAAGUUACAGUGACGCCUAACACGAGGAUAUUACUGACAAGUCCGUUUUUCUUAAUCACACACGUCGAUGAAGCAUGGCGUGCGCAGUUUUAUUGGAUAAUAACGCCAAACCGAAGUCUAUGAGCAGAGCAAAGCAGUGGACGGGUGAGGUGGAGAACCUGUACAGAUUUCAGCAGGCAGGAUACAGAGAUGAGCUCGAGUACAGACAGAUCAAACAGGCUGAGAUUGACCGCUGGCCAGACACCGGCUUUGUGAAGAAGCUUCAGCGUCGAGACAACACUUUCUACUACUACAACAGAAAGCGGGAGUGUGAAGACAGAGAAGUGCAUAAAGUAAAGGUGUAUGCAUACUGAUCCAACCUCCAGUCCUGCACUUGUCAUUUUUAGACAUGCUGUCUUUGCAAAACACAUGAUGAUUUGCUGUAUACUUAAUGCAAUGGUAUUU
Molecule: messenger RNA, 536 nt
Organism: Danio aesculapii
Lineage: Eukaryota; Metazoa; Chordata; Actinopteri; Cypriniformes; Danionidae
Gene: meig1
Product: meiosis/spermiogenesis associated 1
Exons: 3
Coding region: 167-445 (92 amino acids)
Cellular component (GO): nucleus
Source: RefSeq, a predicted model, not a curated record